Messenger RNA from Alligator sinensis (Chinese alligator), 2212 nucleotides. RefSeq names its product glycosylphosphatidylinositol anchor attachment 1 (gene GPAA1). The coding region runs from base 56 to 2212 and encodes 718 amino acids. The record is from RefSeq and is a predicted model, not a curated record. Gene Ontology annotation, biological process: attachment of GPI anchor to protein. The transcript has 14 exons. Lineage: Eukaryota; Metazoa; Chordata; Crocodylia; Alligatoridae. Gene Ontology annotation, cellular component: GPI-anchor transamidase complex; membrane.
GACACGGCCGCAGUCUGGUGACCCGGAGCUCCACGUGCGCUGGCCCUGCCCUGCCAUGGGGCUCCUGUCGGACCCGUACCGCCGGCGGGCGCUGUCCCGGCUCAUCCUGCGCCUCAACACGCCGCUCUGCAUCCUCUGCUACGUGGCCGGGCUGGGCUGGUUCCUGGGCUUGGCCUUCCACCCCUUCACCCUGCGCACCUACAUGUCGGAGAACGCCAUGGGCUCCACCAUGGUGGAGGAGCAGUUCGCGUACGGCGAGCGGGCGCUCUCUUAUGCCCGGGAGUUCGCCGGCCACAAGAAGAAGGCCGGGGGCAUCCCCGUAGCCUGGCUGGAGAAGACCAUGUGGAACCUGGGCCUGGAGGUCUACAAGCAGCCCUUCUCCCGCACCCUGCCCUUCCCCGAUGAGGCGCGCGAGAGAUACAUGGUGAAGGGCACGAACAUGUACGGGAUCCUGCGGGCACCACGUGCAGCCAGCACCGAGUCGCUGGUGCUGAGCGUGCCCUGCAGCGAGGGGCAACAGAACAACCAGGCCGUGGGGCUCAUGCUGGCGCUGGCCUCCUACUUCCGAGGUCAGAUCUACUGGGCAAAGGACAUCAUCUUCCUGGUGAACGAGCACGACCUGAUCGGCAUGGAGGCGUGGCUGGAGGCGUACCACGAUGUCAACGUCACGGAGGUGCACUCGUCGGAGAUGCUUGGCCGGGCCGGGGCCAUCCAGGCGGCCGUCUCGCUGGAGCUGAGCAGCGACGUCGUCACCAGCUUUGACGUGGCCGUGGAGGGGCUCAACGGGCAGCUGCCCAACCUGGACCUGGUCAACCUCUUCUACGCCUUCUGCCAGAAGAACGGGCUGCUCUGCACCAUCCAGGGCAAGCUGCAGCGCACGGACUGGGACACGCUGCCGGCCUAUGUGCACAGCCUGCAGACGCUGCUGCUCAUGGUGCUGAAGCAGGGCUCAGGGCGGCCCCAAGGUGACCACGGCCUCUUCCUGCGCUACCACGUUGAAGCCAUCACCGUGCGCGGCAUCAACAGCUUUCGGCAGUACAAGUACGACAUGAGCACCGUGGGCAAGACCCUGGAGGGGAUGUUCCGGAAGCUGAACAACCUGCUGGAGCGUCUGCACCAGUCCUACUUCUUCUACCUGCUGCCGUCACUGUCCCGCUUCGUCUCCAUCGGCGUCUACAUGCCGGCCUUCGGCUUCCUCAUCCUUAUCCUCGUCCUCAAGGCCUUGGACCUGUGGAUGAAGCUGAGUAAAUGCGAUAUGGGCCCUGAGGAGCGGCUUUGCGACGGCAACCAGGGGGCCUCACAUACAGCUACGGAGGAGUCCCGGCCCGGUCUGCUCACCCUGGUGCCUCCCCUGCUCAUCUGCCAUGCCACGGGCCUCGUCCUCUACUUCCUGCCCGUGCUGGGCCAGCACGUGGCCACGCAGCACUUCCCCGUCUCCGAGUCGGAAGCCGUGGUGCUCACCGUCAUUGCCAUCUACGUGGCUGGCCUGGCACUGCCCCACAACACCCACAGGGUGCUGAUGGGCUCCGGGAGCGACCGGGGCUGGAUGACACUGAAGCUGCUGUCCCUGCUGUACCUGGCCAUGCAGCUGGGCUGCAUCGCCCUCAUCAACUUCUCGCUGGGCUUCCUGCUGGCCGUCACCAUGGUGCCCGUCGCCGCCAUCGUCCAGCCCGUGGGGCCCAAGUACGUGUACGCGGUGCUGCUGGUGCUGGUCACGCCGGCCGCCACCCUCCUGCUCAGCAUCUUCCUGUACCAGGAGCUGAUCGAGUAUCCGGUCUCGCUGCUGGAGUGCUGGCAGCUCUUCCUGCAGGCCGUGGCCGAGGGCCUCCUGGACCACUACCUCUAUGGCUCCAUCGUCUUCCCCUUCGUCGCCAUCUUCGUCUACCCCUGCUGGCUGCUGCUCUGGAACGUGCUUGCCAGCAAAGGCAACUGGAAGAGGCACUCCCUCGGUGCACGCCCUUCGCUGCGCGGGGGCGCGUCGGCAGAGCCCAGCCUGUGGGGCGAGGAGCUGCCAGCUGCGGCCGCCUUCAGCCCAGCUGCCUCCGGUGGCUCUGGGCGAGUGGAUGGCAUCGAAGCUUGCAGACGUCCGGGUCCCAGCACACCUCGCCUGUUACCUCGAGGCCGUGGGCUGGAUCUUGGCCUGUUGCAUGCGAAGGCAUUUGAGGGAGUGUCGGUGGCUGCUCCCUGCGAGCUCGCUGUAGGAAUCGACUAG